AUGGUCAUCGCCUCUCAGCAACCCCAUAUCGCUCGGACUACCGACCGCAAGAUAUCUUUCCUGUCUGAGGUCCUCGUCCAAAUCGGCAAGGCAAAACUUGCUCUCGAUAUUAUCCCGGAUGACGCACAAGAGCAUAAAUACUAUGCCUUCACGACCAGAUUUCUUUCCUGGAUCGCUCAGACUACCACUGGGCUUCCGCGGCCCCGCGUUACGAGCCAUGUCGGGCAGUCGACUGUGUCGACGCCAGCCACAGCCACGGUGGAGCCCCCUUGGCUUGACGUUAACCCCCAAGGAAAGUUAACCAGGGGCGAUUAUCGAUGGGCAGUGCAUAGAGGAAUUGCGGAGCAGGACAGUAUCAUUAAUUACCCUGGAGAACGGGGCGAGCAAUCGCUUUCCACGCCCGACAAACCGGACGCGGAACCGGAACCAGAACAGCAGCCAACUAUCAGCAAUGUUCGGCGAGCUCGGCUCCCUCUUCCUCCCUCUUUCCGCGAUCAGGAGCCUUUCGUGCCGCUUCAACAGAAACCAGUGAUGAAGCGGGAUCCCUCAACGGCUCCUGAUAAACCGCGUGAAAUGGAAACCACCUCUCAAUCGCCUGACUUCAUCAUUUUUCUGUACACCAUGGACCCGGUGCUCGGCAUCUGGAAUACCCAGCCCAUUUUCCGCCGUUGA
Messenger RNA from Pleurotus ostreatus (oyster mushroom), 672 nucleotides. RefSeq lists its product as uncharacterized. Lineage: Eukaryota; Fungi; Basidiomycota; Agaricomycetes; Agaricales; Pleurotaceae. The record is from RefSeq and is a predicted model, not a curated record. The transcript is spliced from 3 exons. Bases 1 to 672 code for a protein of 223 amino acids.